This is a messenger RNA of Uranotaenia lowii, 1953 nucleotides long. RefSeq names its product caspase Dronc (gene Dronc). The record is from RefSeq and is a predicted model, not a curated record. The transcript is spliced from 3 exons. Lineage: Eukaryota; Metazoa; Arthropoda; Insecta; Diptera; Culicidae. Bases 285 to 1673 code for a protein of 462 amino acids. Gene Ontology annotation, biological process: proteolysis. Gene Ontology annotation, molecular function: cysteine-type endopeptidase activity.
ACGAAAGGCGGCCAUUUUUGGAUUUUUAAAAACAAUGACUCAUUUAUGAGCAGCUUCCUUCCACACGCAAAAAAACCUAGAUUUUUUAGAAAAAGUUCAUUUAAUCGGUACGCAAGUUGUACUAAGUGGUGCAAGUGUGAUCAGAGUACACAAUUAUAAUAAAAUUGAUCGGAGCGAAACCCAGGAAACCUUCGGCGAAGUCCUCUCGAUAAAGACAAGCUACCGAGAGGAAAGCAGCAAACACAAAAGUUGGCGUUUAUAGAUCGUUUCACAACACUAUCGGAAUGAAUCAGCAGGAACGCCAGUUGAUUCUACGCCAGGUUGACCAACUGGUGCAGAAUACCAGGUAUCAAGUGUUACGCAACGAAUGCUACCAGCGGCGGAUGAUUUCGGAUGCUAUGAUCGCAAUUAUCGAGGAUCGCAUUCCUGACGAUGCCUCUCGACACAAGAAACUUUUUGAAAAGAUCACCAAACGGGGGCCAACGGCAUUCCAGACAUUGUUAGACAUUUGCCAGCAAAAUUUUCCGCCAGCAUACGAUUUGCUCAGAGGUGGAUCGCCAGGUGCAUCAAGCUCAACAAACAACCAAAAUAUAAAUUCCAGCAAUAUGCUAAGCGUUAACGAGAAAAACGAUGACUCCCAGUAUCAUUCCACGUAUAAUCCGAACCGUCAUCGUUCUAUUAGUGUCGGGCACCCGGGAGCUUCUGGACCUAUGAUUCCUCUUCAACAAAAAAUGCAUCGAUUGUCCAUCGGAUCGCCUCGAAAUUUUCCCUUGGAAGACGAUUUGAAAAAUAACAAUGAUCGUACCGACAAACCCUGUAAACAUCUCGAUGUGUUCCAAGAUAAAGUAGAAGAACAUCCCGGAUUCAAAGUAGUGUUAACUAACAGACCUCCCAAAACCAAAUAUCUGGACGCCUAUCCAAUGCGGAGCCGAAAUCGGGGGGUGGUGUUUAUCCUCAACAUUAUCACUUAUAUCAAUGACACCCAUCCGAAGCGAAACGGUGCAGACGUGGACAAGGAUAAUUUGGUUUAUCUUUUCCGACAGCUGGGCUUCACCGUGUUUUACUACGAAGAUCUGUCGAGAGGGGACUUUAUGGACUUGAUGGAACAACUGAAAGCCUCCGAUUAUCUGUCAACCGAAUGUUUCGCAUUCUACGUUUUGGCGCACGGGAAUCACACCAAGGGAAGGGACAAAAUUUACUUGAACGAUAAUUCGGUCCUGUUUGUCGAGGAAAUUCUACGACUUUUCAAUAACACCGAAUGCCCAAGGUUGAUCCGGAAGCCAAAGUUGUUUUUCUUCUCCAUUUGUCGAGGCGAUCAAGCAGAUAUCGGUACUCUCAGACCUUCAGAGCAUACUGAACGGGACGGAAUGAUCAAUCCGAAAACGGAUCCCCCCACAAAUAUGCCGACCUAUGCGGAUAUGUUCAUCUGCUUCUCGACUGUGCCAGGUUUUGCCGCCCACCGGGACAAAUUCAAAGGGUCGUGGUUCGUAGAAAGUAUGUGCGACGAGUGGGCCAAACAUGCCCACGAUACAGACGUGGAGCAGCUAAUGAAGCUGGUCGGCAAAAACACCAGUAUGUACCGAACCGAGCAAAACAAUCUCCAGACGUUGGCCAGUGAGCAGCGCGGAUUUUUCGACCUGCUGUAUCUGAAUCCGGGAUACUACGCGGACUAAACAGGUGUGUCAGGUUGGUUACUCAAUACAAUAAUAGCUCACCACUAGACUAUUCCUACUCGCAUUACCGUCCAUUAUCGAUACCAAGCACUAACAAUAUGGGACUGUUUAGCGAGUGGGCACUAAAAUUAUCUUGACAAUUUUCUCGAAGAGACAUUGCAAUCAAAACUGACACAGCUAGAAACAAGUGAUAGCGUUUUGUAUCAUUAGAUGAUAGUUUAUUUGUUACAUUAUUCCAAAUAAUUUUAAAUCAAAACUCAUAAUAAAGUUUGAAAAUCUA